Molecule: messenger RNA, 1735 nt
Organism: Daldinia caldariorum
Lineage: Eukaryota; Fungi; Ascomycota; Sordariomycetes; Xylariales; Hypoxylaceae
Exons: 5
Coding region: 402-1466 (354 amino acids)
Source: RefSeq, a predicted model, not a curated record
UCCUCAUCUACGCUCGUUUCGAUAUCACCCAUGCUGUGCAACCACACAGGAUGGAACUUAGUUAGCUCAUAUGUGAGUAAUACAAUAGCACAGUUUUGGUGGUUGACAAGUCAAUACCCAGCUGUAGUCAUCAUCCUUCCACCACACCCUCCCCCAUCGUCGAAUAUACCUCUAUUGGACUUGGCUUACGGUUGCCGUCGCAGUCGAACCAUUUCUAUGUGCUAUGCCCUUAUCCUACCGCCCCCUACAGAAGCUGUCUUUGAUUCUCAACGCCCAGUCCAUAUUAAUCUGGGUACGACCUUGAGACGUCGGCAAAAAGGAAAAUCUCUAUAUUCAUUCCCCAACUAGAACUUUCGAAGUUUAGCGAGCCAACGGCAUUUGUCAAUUCGACUUCCGGCAAAAUGGCCGUCCUCACAACGAGUGCAAGGCAGAAUUUUAUAACUUGCGUUGUUAUGCUGAGCUUCACCAUAUUGUCGGUUCUCACAAGGUUCUUAAUCAAACUCACUCAUCGACAAAGUCUCAACGGCCCGGACUAUCUCUGCCUUAUAUCGACCGCUUUUUUCGUCGCCUACUGUAUAUUAAUCAUAAACUUUAUAUUCAACGUUUCAAUUGCUCAUGCUUUUGAUUUCAACCCCGCUUUUGGAAUAUCUGAGGUGCUGAAUAUCUUAAAGGUCUCAUAUGCCGCUGAACUCAUAUUCACAUCCGGGAUAACGUCGAUUAAACUUAGUAUUCUUUGGUUUUACUAUAAUUUAUUUGCCGUUAACCAUCGACUUCGCUUAGUUAUCAAGGUCGUAGGAGUCGUUUGUAUCAUCUGGUUCCUCGUUGCUAUAUUUGUCCUUAUCUUCCAAUGCAAUCCGAUUCAAGCAUAUUGGGAACAAUUCGCUCAGCCGCCUUACUGCCUUGAGUCGCCACGGGUCCUUCUUGGGUACGAAUUGACGAAUCUGUUUCUCGAUGUAGUGAUUCUGUGCGUACCGGUGGGAGUCGUAUCGCAGCUGCAUCUUCAAACCACGAAGAAGAUAACGGUUCUUGGCAUCUUUCUACUUGGAGCGCUUGUCUGCAUCGCAAGUAUUAUUCGAAUAACGGCAAUCUGGAACCCACCUGAUAUUCUCACAAACUUCGAUUUUUCAUUCACGUUCGUUUGGUCAACGGUACAACUAGGACUGGCCAUCAUUUGCAGUUGCUUACCUACAUUCGGGCCUCUUCUUCCCAUCUUAACAAAAUCAUUUCCGUCCAUUCAGAGUUGGUAUGCAUCACUAAAAAUGCGGAUUUCAAACUCUAGCGGCAUGAACAAAUCGUCGAAAGCAAGUAGCAGUGCCGAACGUCCGUGGGCUAGGAUUGGGGGCGGUCAGCAUGACUUGACUUCUAGGACUUGGGCGGAAGGUGAGCAAAAUGACGGCUCAGAAGUUGCUCUUGAACCAAUGCCAUCAAGAAGGAUUCUAGUUAGUCAUGAUAUUGAAGUAUCAUGAUCAUGAUCAAGAAAAUAGUUGCAGGGAGGAGCGGGAAAAGCCUGGGUACUGUAUAUUAGAUAGGAAGAUGCAGGUAAGCUGGGUAUGAGGUAAUUAUCAGUCGUGUACAAUAAAACAAAAAUGAAGGCAGAAGGUGAAAAAUGGAAAGGAUGAGAAACUGAUGGCGGGUUGAGCUGAAAUGGUAUGCUUAUCUCACAUAAGGCUACUUCCUUUAAGGUAGGUAUUAACAGUGAGUGUUAUGUAAUUUCAAACUAAUUAUGACUUUUAUA